This is a messenger RNA of Schistosoma intercalatum, 6649 nucleotides long. The record is from the annotation of a GenBank genome assembly. NCBI's taxonomy places the organism in Eukaryota, Metazoa, Platyhelminthes, Trematoda, Strigeidida, Schistosomatidae.
GUUGAACACGCCUUUGAACUUAGUAUCCACUGUAAACAUUUUGGAUCACAGGGAUUGCUACAGUAGCAUUUUUCUGAGGAAUUAGUCAUAAUUUCUUACUUUCUUUGAGAUAAUGAUCAUGAAACUUGUUUUCAAAUGAAAUAUCAAAACGGUUUGAAGUCGUUUCAACGUGUUUUGUAAAGUCCGUAUCUUAAAGUUUUUAACAAACACUAGUUUUAAUGACCACGGUUGGUCAUAUUUCGAAAGGUGGUUGCAACACUAUUGAAGAAAAAUAUCGAAGUCUCACAGGCGUUUCACAUAGUUGUGUUUUUACGAAUUAUUUGGACGUUUGUUGGACUAAACCGGAUUCCGUUCUAUGUGCUCUGAACAAAACAGAAAAUGCCUUAAAUGCUUUGUUGUCCAGUGGAGAUUUAUGCAUUGACAUUUGCUCCUGUAUUUCUAACAAUAUUGAGCAUCUCAUCAGUGCCUUAGUCUUUUCUUUGUCAUCGGAAGACAUUUUAUGUCGUCGUUCAGCUACCCAGAACCUGCGACUUAUUUUGCGUGUGGCUUUGUUUUGUUUGAAGCUUCCAAGUUUAGAUGCCUGUAUUAAUUCUUUAGUACGUCACGGUCUGUCUUCUCCUAGCCAUUCUAGCGUCAGAUUGUCGCUGUGUUCAGUGCUUCCCCAGAUAUUUACUCCAGAUUUAUUCCAUUCCUAUGAUCGAAAAGACAUUGCCUGUCAUUUUGAGCCCAUUUUUUUCAAUUUGAUUGACUGUUUUGUAUCAUCGUUUGGAAACAAAUCUGUCUAUAAGAAUGCAUUCGUUUCGUUACUCAAAUUGUUUGGCAAUGAGCUUUAUGAUUUUCUUCGUGAUACCUGGAAAUGUCGUAAUGCUGAUGGAAUGUUAUCUGACGUCCACUUGAAAUUGUUUCACCGAUGGUCAGAUGGGGUCUUAAUGACAUAUCAGAGAAAUGAAUAUCGUCAGAAAUGUGCUCAGCAUUCUUACUCUUACCCGGACAAAUCUUAUCUACAGAUAUUUCAGACCCCUAACUUUAAGACUGUCUCACCUGAUAGGACGAAUUCGGACUAUGAUUCUAUUGUAACGGGUUGUACUUGCAUUUGUUAUAAAGAUGUAGAUCAUCUCAUGUCACACUCUACAUUUAAUCAUUUGGUAUCUCAUUUAAAAAAGACUGGUUACAAACCUAAUGAAGAUGGCUACGGUAUUCAUAAAGUUACGGAAGAAAUCCGCAAAUUUGUGAUUUCAGGCAUAAAUACCCCAUCAGGGAGAAGAAUCCUUUUCGGAUUUUCUGGUUCGGAAAACUUUGGUAACUGUACGACGUCUGGACAGUUAUCUCAGUGUCGGUCUCUUUUGUGUCUCAUGGAGUUACUGAAAAUAUUUGUUCGUGAUUCUGACCUUAAUGCAACCCUGUGUUCACUAGAAAUAGCCACAUUACUCACUCAACCAUUUCAAUCCAGGAUCAGCGUAAAUUUUGGCAAAUCACCAUGCAGAAACGUUGAUGGUUUAAGUGCUGAUAAUGCAGAUUGGUUUGCACAUCAACUCCUGGAUAUGAUUUAUUUUGCUCUGAGUGAUAGUAGAUUAGAUGUUCGGAUUGCUGGUACCAAGCUUUCUCUAGCAGUUGCAAGUUUGCCAUCUUGUGCUAUGAUAGUUGUUCGUGAAGUGGGAGGUCGAGUACUUACUCACUAUUCUGAAUACGAUACAAAAAAAUCUGAUCAUGAAGAGGAAUGCGCAUGUUUCAAGCUUUCUACCGACAGAAUACAUCGACUGCACCAAGAAUCUGUUGAUCUUGUUACCUCACUACUUUUAACGCUUCCUAGUUCGGAGUUCGACUUGACUAACGUUUGUAGACUGGUUGUUCUCCCAGGAUUAACUGACCUUAAGUUACUGGUACGUAUUGCAACAUUAGAUUGUGUAUCUGUGGUAGCCUAUCAUCUUGGUACUGAUAAUUUGGAUUGUUUACGAGCUGUUGUAUCCCAAGCAGAUAAUUUCUUAUUAAAAACUGCUGGGAAUUUUUUACAACAAUCGUAUUUAGAAAAAGAUAAUCAUCAAAAUUCAGAUUCAAAAUAUUCAACAUUAACAGAAGCUGUAAAAAAACGAUUGAUUAAAUGUCAAUUACCACAGUUGGAUAGUAAUUCACGUGUGAUACGAACAAAUAAUUAUAAUAAUGUGCCUGGUGCGUCGAUAUUAGUUAAUACACUGGGAUUAAGUUCAAACCAGAAUACAGAUUCACAUUUGAAAUCGCAUAUUUCCACUGACGAAGGUAUUACUACCAAAACACCUAGAACGGUUUCUGUUGUUCAACCGUCAGAAUUUUCAACUUCUACAACUCAAUCGGAUAUAUUGUCAAACCCGUCAAUAGCUGAGAAAGUGAAAUCUAACUAUCGUCGCCGACCUAGUGCUGGUUUAACACACAGACAAAAACAACUCCCAUGGGAUCCAAGGAUCAGUAUUGAUUUGUCUAAUUCAUAUCCGAGUAAAAAGUCAUCACGUUUAAUUCGUCGUAAUUCUAAUUGUAGUUUAUUCACUGUCAAUAAUUCUAAUAAUUUACCAAUUAAAAGCAAUCAUAUUUCUAAUCAUCUUGUAAACAGUAUUGAAAAUGAUAUGUUGACCGAUAAUAAUACUGGAUACAAUCCAUUAUCUUCCAAAAUUUAUGUGAAUAAUAAGUUCAACAAUGAUAAUAAUAGUAAUAGUGAUAUUGAUAACAUUGAACAUGUUAAUGAUGAUGAUUACGACGAUGAGGUGGAUCAUAAUCUCGAUGCAAAAUCAAGUAAAAUUAAUCGUAAUACUGUUGUUGCCGUCAGUGCUAAACAUAAUCCUCAACACUUGCAACUAUGUGAAUCACAACGAAAAUUUCAAGAUAAUUCUAACAAGACUAUUCAUAACUCUGUAAGUCUUAAUAAUAUCAAAUCAGAAUACAUUAAUCUAUCAUCUACGAAACGUUUCAAUGCUAAAUCACAAUUAUCAGAACUAUGUUCACAAAGUUUACCAGCUUCUGGUCGUAUAUCACCCACAUCAAAAAUUUUAUCUUCAGAUCUAUCCUCUAUAGAAAUAACCAAGGUCUAUCCUCUGCGUUCUUCCCUAUGUAUGGCUAAGUCUGGAUCAAACAAUGAAGAACUAAGCUCUUUCAACACACCUCGUCGUAAACCACGUUUAGCACCAAUUCGUCAGUCAGAUCAUUCCAUACUUUGGGCAUCACAAAAUCAAAACUCCCAUCUAAAUUCCAUGUAUCAUUCUUCGUUGUUACCAACUCGAGCUACUCUAGUUCGUCAAAGUAAUAGGUCACGUCCAGCUCUUAAUCAAGUUUAUAAUAAUAUUAAUACAAAUACAGAAAAUUAUCUAGAAUGUAAUCGUUUUGGAUAUAAUAUAAUUACACCGAAUAAUUCUUUAAAUGCUUAUCAUUCUACUUCAUGUAUAACACCUAGAGAAAGUGUGAAUAAAAAUAAUCGGAAUAUCCAAUCGGACAGAAUAGUUACAUCAUCAGUUGAUAACUUGUAUUAUAAUAAUGUGAAUACAAUUAGUACAACUAGUAGAUCUAAUCAUACUGAGUAUGAUUCAUUUUAUUAUAGUCACAAUGAUGAUAAUAAAACAGUUGAAGAAGAAAUUUACGACGAGGAUUAUGAAUCCGAUGAAGAAUUUACAGAUGGUGAUGAUGUAGAUGAACGAAGUAGUAGUACAAUUAAUAAUGCAACAUUUUGGCGUUCAAAUCGAUCAACAAAACCUAAUUCAUUACCUACCAGUGCAUUACCAUUAAAUCUGCACAAUAAUGAUUCAGCUUUACCAAAUUCACCAAGUUCUGAAAUUCCUGAAGUAUCAAGUAUACGCAGUGCUGCAUCUCAUAGACGUGCAAUGCGAUUAUUUGAAGAAGCUGAAAAACGUAGACAAAGUGAAAGUUACAAUAAUCUACAAAUAUUGUCCACUUCAUCAACACCUCUAUCAUCGAUAAGAAUUACAAAAAUGCACAAUACUGAACUAUCAAGUAACAUAAAUAGAUUGAAUCCUGAUAUUCAUCUUGUAAAUUCAACUUUAUCCGGUCCCGUGUUAACACCAGCUGUUGUUCCCGCAACGUCAUCACAACGUUUCAUUCCUGGAAAAAGUUCAGCUAAAAAAAGUCCGAAUAGAUUUUCUGACGUAGUAAACGAUGCUGAUCGAUUACUUAAUAACAGUGGUACUGAUGAUAAUAGUUCACCUAAAACUCCUAGAAACUUUGGAUCUGAUAAGAAGCAAACACAAUCACAACAACAAUUCACAAAACAUUCACAAGUUGUAACAACUGUUUCGUCUAAAUAUAAUCCUUAUGUCGGUGCAUCAUUUCGUGAGAAUCGGGAUUAUAUUGGUGUAGUUAUUGGACGAGCUGCUGUUACUCCUUCACCUAUUACAACGAUUGAUAUGCAUCAACAUUAUCAAAGUAUUGAACGAAGACCGUUGAAAGGUCAACACAAUAUUCAAUCUAGUAUAGGGAAUACAGGAAAUGCAAUUAAUCCUUUAAUGUCUACCGAAUUAUCUACAACAUCAUCAUCUAUAUCGUCAAUGUCGACAGCAACAACAACAACAACAACAGUACCAGCUCCAUUAUCCACCUCUUUCAAUAUUGUUGGUCGAGGUUUAUUUGAUCAACCAGUGUUAGUAGCAAGUGGGAAAUCAAGCACUAUACUCUCAUCAUCACAAUCAUUAAAUAAAUUGUCAAUAAAUACAAAUAAUAAUCCUAAUGGAAGACAAACACCAGCGAAUUCUAAACAUAAUGAACAUAAUCAACUAGAACAUGGUAUUCAUCAUUUAUCUAAAGAUAAUGAACUUGAAGGUUCCAAUAUCCUACUUGGUAUCGGUUUAAAUGAUACAUCAAAUGUUACAUCUGCUAAUUCCGCUCCAAAUGUAUGUGAUAUUGAUUCGAAAGGAGGAACACAUGAGGCGUGUGUAUCGCAUAGUUUUCGACAAAGAAUAUUACAGAAGAAAUCGAAAAAAUUACAAAAACUACGUGAUAAUUCUACACUGUCGAAACAAGCAUCAAAUACCUCUUUGUCUAGUUUACAACCAUCAGAGAAUAAUUUGAACCAAGUAAAUUCUGAAACAAUUGAUAAUACUACUUUAAAUUCAGACAAUGAUAAAUCCUAUCCAAGUCUGGAUUCUAGUGAACAUCCUCCAAGUCAUUCAACAUGGCCACCUCCAUCAUCUAACAAUACUCGUAUGAAUUAUCCUUUAAAACCAGAAGAAUCUUCGCCUAAAUUAAAAUCAGGUCAUACACCUAGUGGUGUAUCUUUAUUACCUCCAACUAGACGUCGUCUACCAGCUGAAAAUUCCUUAUCAAAAGGUUCACGUUCUACUAGUCAAAAUUCUGUUAAUAAUACUGUUAUUAAUCAUUCUGAAUAUUCAAAUGUUGAUUCAAACGAAUCAAUGAGUUCGAAUCUCCAUUGUACAGAUAAUCCAAUAACCAGUAGCGAUACAUCCUUGAAAUUAAGCGAUUAUGAUAAAAAUCCUCUACCAGAUAAACCACAGCUUAAUAAAGUUCGUUCAGUAGUUAGUCUUUCUGGAACUCCACCAACACUACCUAGUGCUUUAAAUUUAAUUAAUUCAAACGAUUGGGAAGAUAAAGUGACUGGAUUAGAACUAUUGGCACAAAUUGUUACAGAACAGUCAGUACAUUUAGUACAAACUACACAAACUGGUUCUGCUUCAGCUGGUUCUUCUAGACAGCCUGCUACAAAUUUAUCCAGUUCAGCGCCAACAUUGAUACUUACUGCCGAAACACUAAGUCAAGCUGUACAAGCUGUAAUAACUGAAUGCAGAAAUCUACGUUCUCAAGUUUCACGUCAAGCUGUACAAACUAUGGGUAGUUUAUUUCAGGGUUUAAAUAGAGCAAUGGAUCCACAUGUCGACGUAUGUAUACGAGUAUUGUUAAGUAAAACUGGUGAAGCGGCUGCUGCUUUCUUACGCGAUGAAGUUUCAGUAAUUAUGGAUGAAGUUAUUCAACAUGCUAGUCCAUCGCGUACACUACAAGCCUUGAUUCAACAUGGUAUAGGUCAUAAAAAUCCAGCUGUUCGAUUGCAGACAGCAUUACUUGUCUCUCGUAUCGUUGAAAACUUAUGUAAUCAUGGGCGUAUGAAUUUAUCGAAUCGUAACAAUAUUAAUCGUGGAUCUGGUGGCAGUAAUAAUAAUAAUCCUACUGUUGGUCGUUUAUCAUCAUGGGGUUCAACAGGAAACUUGAAUUCUGUUUCUUCAGCUAAUUUAUCUUCAUCGAAUUCAGUUUUUCUAGGUGGAUUUAUGGAACGUUUAGUUAGUGCACUUAGUCAAUUUCUCACUGAUGGAAAUCAAGAAACACGAUAUUAUGGACGUCGUUUAUUAAGUACAUUGAUGCAACAUCCUGAUUUUGAGAGAACUGCUCAAAGACAGUUAACUGGUCAGCCUCUUCGAGCUGUAAAAGAGGCGAUUGAUCAAAUUCAUCAAAAAGGCGUUGGAGAUUUGCCUUCUUCAAUGUCAUCUUCAGCUGGUUCUCGCCGUAGGGGGUUUUCACCAGCGACAAGAUCUCGUGGACCCAGUGCUGGUGGUCUUGGUUCCAAAGCCUAAUAUAUAUAUAUAUCCCUCCCAUUUGCAUAUCCUCUAAUUUCUGAAUACAUUUUCAACUUUUGGUCAUUGCUAGUCUCAACUUUCUUGCAAAUCCGCUC